UGUGUGUGUGUGUGUGUGUGUUUGUGUCUCUGAAUGGAUGUCAGAUACACAAGAGUUGUAGACGUCAGCUAAAGUUGUUAACUAGUACAUCAACCUACAACCAGACUAUUUCAAUGAAAUGUGAAUUGGUUCAAUAAAGAGAAUCAGAUGUCGGGAUGAAUUUUGCCUUUGUGAAGCGAUCCGUGUGUUUCAGAGGAGUGUUCUUGCUCUUUUACUCUUGCUGUGGCAGCACUGUUCUUAACAUCACUGCCAAAGCUGGACAUCCGGCGGUUCUCCCGUGUUCUUGCCCUCAAGAUUCCUCUCCAUUCUUUAUCUGGCAGAAGGGCAACGUUGUUGUAAAUUUGCACGCAAACAAUGACGGACAGACUCAAACAGCCAAGCAGUUUCAGAACAGAACACAUGUAAACAUUCAGUCCGGAAACUGCUCUAUAGUGUUCAAUACUGUACGUUUGUCGGAUGAGGGGCUGUACACAUGUUACUACAGCAAGAUCCCUUUACGAAUGGAAGAAAUCCAUUUAAAGGUUACAGAACCCAUUAUGGCGUGUAACCAAAGCGAUGGCGUGUACCACUGUCGGAUCACAGAACUUCAUCCCGAAGGAAAGAUUCUGUGGAAAGUGGCCGGUCAAGUUUUGACAUUAUCUGUGCAGUGUAAAACAGAUCCGAUGACAGGCUUGUGCAAUACCAGCGACUACAUCACGCUGACUGGCAAUAAUACACGGCUGACAUGUGAGGUGACAAAUUCUGACAUGGACAAUAUAGUCACGAUCUGCAAGCCAGCAUGUCCAGAUGCAGAAAUGGUGACUCACGGCACUGUGAUGACAUCAUCAGUUUGUGGAUUUCUCAUUGUUGCGAUUGUAAUUGGUGCUGUGUUUGUGGGCAUAAUGUUUAGAAAACGCCAGAGGAAACGAGGAUGUAUUGCAACAUCAGGAGCAAGUUUUAACAGCAUUUCAUAAUGCAAUGCAAAAUCUCUGUUGCUGUUUUUAAACACUUUUUGAACAAAGCAUUUUUUAAAGAAAACAUUUGCACGGAUCGGACGUUGAGGUUACAAAGACAUACAAGAAAAAUGUGUGAGCAUUUUUAUUGUUAAAUUACUUAACAAUUACUGUUAUGAUGGAAGAUAUCACAGAAGCUAACCAGCUGCCUUAAUCAGAUAUCCCAUUUUUUUACUAUAACUUUGCUAAUGAAAUCGUAGGGUGAGGAUCUGGUACAUGAUGAGAGCCUCUGAUAUCUUGAAUGUCUUGACAGAUGGAAUUUAUUCAUUUGUGAAUGUUUAUUUACACUUCAAAACAUUCACAAAGUGUGAUUGCACCAUGUUUUGGUUAAUCGCUAACUGUAGACAUUGACGUAAACAGCACUAACAAAAGUCACUUAUCAUUUGUGCAAACAAGUAUAACUUUUCGAGUGGGUGUAUUGGAUUUGAAAAUCACUGCCAUUAAUGCAAGAAUGUGCAAGCCAUCACAUGACCCAGAUGUUUAUUAGAUGAAUAAGCAGUUUCGCCGUCUUUGUUUGUUGCUGAUAUUUAUAAUAAUCUAUGAGCCACUUUGUUAUUGUGAACAAUGCUUUCUUGCAUCAGUGUAACCCAUUCCGUAUACGUGAAACCUAAGUUUGCGUCAAUUUUGUGAAUGUAAUUUCUUAUCGAAUCGUGACAAAUAUCAUUGGAAAGGUCGAAGACUCUAGAAUACAUUUUUUGUUAUCCUUUUACGACCUUUAUUUUUUUUACGUAACUUUUAAUCAAAGAUAAACAUAAACUUUUUUAAUUUAUUUUUUACAAUAAACCUAACAACAUACCUUUAA
Molecule: messenger RNA, 1794 nt
Organism: Triplophysa dalaica
Lineage: Eukaryota; Metazoa; Chordata; Actinopteri; Cypriniformes; Nemacheilidae
Product: CD276 antigen-like
Exons: 5
Coding region: 156-953 (265 amino acids)
Biological process (GO): negative regulation of T cell proliferation; cellular response to lipopolysaccharide; immune response
Cellular component (GO): external side of plasma membrane
Source: RefSeq, a predicted model, not a curated record